Molecule: messenger RNA, 333 nt
Organism: Bursaphelenchus xylophilus (pine wood nematode)
Lineage: Eukaryota; Metazoa; Nematoda; Chromadorea; Rhabditida; Aphelenchoididae
Source: the annotation of a GenBank genome assembly
AUGAACCGAAAACUUCCAGUUCAAUUGAUCCUCCGACGAUUUCAACAUGGGACGAAUCAGCCCAGUGGCACUACGGGUAUUGAGCACGCAUUGAAAUUUAAGCAGAUCGGCCAGAGUCAUAAACAAGAUCCAAAAUUGUACAAAUGUGAGGAAUAUCUGAACUUCAAUAAGUAUUCCUUCUAUGAUACCGAGGUGUGUUUUUGUUGUUUCCACUCUCUACUGUGCGGAGAUAAUUGAACUAAUCUGUCCUCUUUUCAGAAUGCCAUUAACCCAGCCCGAGUUCCCCAGCCCAGUAACAAGAAGCCCGAUGUGGAGCCCAAGGUCCGCUCUUGA